AUGGGUAUCAAAGGACUCAAUGCCAUCAUAUCGGAACAAGUUCCGGGUGCUAUUCGAAAGAGCGAGAUCAAACACUUUUUUGGGCGUAAAGUAGCGAUCGAUGCGUCCAUGUCGUUAUAUCAGUUUUUAAUCGCGGUGAGGCAGCAAGAUGGAGUUCAAUUGGCAAGUGAAACAGGCGAAACGACGUCCCACUUGAUGGGUAUUUUCUAUCGUACGCUGCGGAUGAUUGAUAACGGGAUUAAGCCAUGUUACGUGUUCGACGGUAAGCCUCCAGUGCUUAAGGCACACGAGUUGGCUAAGAGAAGCACACGGCGUGCCGAUACUGAGAAGAAGUUAGAAGAAGCGAUCGAAGAAGCUGAGAAAUUGAAGCACGAGCGCAGAUUAGUGAAGGUGCUGCCCGAGCAUAAUGACGAGGCCAAAAAAUUGUUGGGUCUAAUGGGAAUCCCGUAUAUCGUGGCACCCUGUGAGGCAGAAGCACAAUGUGCGGAACUUGCAAAAGCUGGGAAAGUAUAUGCAGCGGCCAGUGAAGAUAUGGAUACGCUUUGCUACCGUACUCCAUUCUUACUGCGACAUUUGACUUUCUCUGAAGCUAAAAAGGAGCCAAUUCAAGAGAUUAACGUCGAAAUGGUGUUGGAAGGACUAAAUUUGACAAUUGAACAAUUCAUCGACCUUGGUAUUAUGCUUGGAUGCGAUUAUUGUGAAAGUAUUCGUGGCGUUGGUCCCGUGACUGCUUUGAAGCUGAUCAAAGAACACAAAUCACUUGAAAACAUUGUCGCGUUUAUAGAGUCGGGCGAAUCUAACGCCAAAUGGAAAAUUCCUGAAAAUUGGGCCUAUAAGGAGGCCCGCGACCUGUUUUUGAAGCCAGACGUCCUGGAUGCCAGUGACAUAAAUUUGAAAUGGACGGAGCCUCAAGAAGAUGCCUUAGUAGAGUUUAUGGUUAAAGAAAAAGGAUUUAACGAGGAACGGGUUCGCACAGGUAUUCAGAGGCUUCGUAAAGGUUUGAAGACAGGCGUACAGGGCCGCCUGGAUGGGUUCUUCAAAGUGCGUCCCAAGACGCAAGAGCAGCUCGCAACGGCCGCUGCAAGUGCCAAAGCCGCCAAGAAAAAGGCUCCAAAAGGCAAAGUUGGCAAGAACAAAAGGUGA
This is a messenger RNA of Lachancea mirantina, 1143 nucleotides long. The record is from the annotation of a GenBank genome assembly. NCBI's taxonomy places the organism in Eukaryota, Fungi, Ascomycota, Saccharomycetes, Saccharomycetales, Saccharomycetaceae.